Messenger RNA from Pelecanus crispus (Dalmatian pelican), 955 nucleotides. Lineage: Eukaryota; Metazoa; Chordata; Aves; Pelecaniformes; Pelecanidae. The record is from RefSeq and is a predicted model, not a curated record.
GCUUUGUGGCUUUGAACCAUUUUAUGAUGAAAGGGGAGAUCAGUACAUGUUUAAGAGAAUCCUGAACUGUGAAUACGACUUUGUUUCCCCCUGGUGGGAUGACGUGUCUCUGAAUGCCAAGGAUUUAGUUAAAAAGUUGAUUGUUUUAGACCCCAAGAAACGCCUCACCACUCUACAGGCUUUGCAGCACCCAUGGGUCACAGGGAAGGCGGCUAACUUCGCACAUAUGGACAAUGCACAAAAGAAACUUCAAGAAUUCAAUGCCCGGCGUAAACUUAAGGCUGCAGUGAAAGCUGUGGUGGCAUCAACUCGCCUCGGCAGUGCCAGCGGUCACAGCACGCACGACAGCAACAAGCCCAGCCGUAAUCCAUCUCCUGUCCAUGACAGCAAACCCGAAGAAAAACCCACUCAGGAAGCAGAACCAGCUCCAGAAGAAAUGUCUUAGGUCAAUGUGCUUCCUUGUUUCAGCUGAGAUCUGUCAUUUCAUACACCAGCUAACUUGUCAUUCAGCAAGAGAGAUUUGUAAGCUUGGCCUCUCUGGUUCUGCUUUGGGGUGCCAAAUGCACUGGCUGGUGAUCCUACCUUCAAUGCAUGUGACUGCUUAUGAAAAUAGUAAACUGUUCCAUAAGGCAUGUCAUGGAAACAGUGUUAUUUGCAGUAAUACCGGCAGGUGAAAACAUGGGGAUGAAUAACUACCUACCGUAAUGUGUAUACUUCAUAUACAUCUAUCCAGUGUUUCUAGAUGGCAUUUGAAACAAAAUACUGUUUAAUUUGGUUUUAUGGAAGUAGGUGUCUUCUGUAUGUCGUUUCUUUGAACAGCUUCCUUCCAGAUUCAUAGUCCUGCAGCAGACGAAAUGGAAGGAAAUACUAAGUCAAUGCUUUUAAAACUCAUGUACAAAAUAAUGCUUUUUAUCUGUAAAAGUCAAAAAGUAUUUGGGGAUUUAUAUGCAAAAAA